Molecule: messenger RNA, 2963 nt
Organism: Pygocentrus nattereri (red-bellied piranha)
Lineage: Eukaryota; Metazoa; Chordata; Actinopteri; Characiformes; Serrasalmidae
Gene: tpbg1b
Product: trophoblast glycoprotein a
Exons: 2
Coding region: 199-1299 (366 amino acids)
Biological process (GO): negative regulation of canonical Wnt signaling pathway
Cellular component (GO): plasma membrane
Molecular function (GO): protein binding
Source: RefSeq, a predicted model, not a curated record
UCAUUGUUCAGCAGCGCUCGCGCUUUUCUGAUGUUAAUCAAAACCCGGCCGCCCCUGCCUGCGCGCGCACACACACACGUGCGAACGGAGAAGUUCAGCUAAAGCCCAAAAGCCGCAGUGCUGGAGUUUUUCUGAGCGCGGGAUGAAACAGAAGCGCUGAGGCGCUUUUCCGGCUCGUCUGUUCAGUUUUAGGCGAAAAUGCUCCGGUUUGGAGUCCUGCUCCUCCUCCUCGCGCAGCCCGCGCGCUGCUCCGCGUGCCCGCCGGGCUGCGCGUGCUCCGAGGCGGCUCAGACGGUGAAGUGCGUCUCGAAGGAGCUCCGCUUCGUCCCAGCCGGGAUCCCCGCCUACACGCGCAACCUGUUCAUCACCGGGAACCGGAUCAGCCGCCUGGGACCGGGCAGCUUCGCGGGACUGGACAAUGUGACCACACUGUCACUCAGCAACAACAGAAUAUCUGAGGUGGCGUCUCACACCUUCUCCAGCCUGCACAACCUCCGAUCUCUGGAUCUCAGCAGCAACCAGCUGGCGCUGAUCCACCCCGAGGCAUUCGCGGUGCCGGGCCUCAUGCUGAAGGAGCUGAAUCUGAGCAGAGCGCUCUAUAACCACUCCUCUGUCAUGGACCUGGCCACCUCACUGCGCUGGAGUGGCCUGGAAGGCCUACAGAGUCUGGACCUGUCUGGCAAUGGGCUCAUCUACCUGCCCCCUCGCAUCUUCUCCCACCUGAGCGGCCUGCGGCGCCUCCAGCUGGCCAACAACUCCAUCGUGUCCAUCUACAAUGAGACAUUCUCAGGCCUGGGGCAGCUGGAGGAGCUGGAUCUGAGCCUCAACGCCCUGAAGAUCUUUGGAGACGAGGGCCUGGCGGAGCUGGAGCAUGUUCCUGGGGCGAAGCUGCACCUCGGGGACAACCCGUAUAUGUGCACAUGCGGGAUCGAGCCCUUCACCGCCUGGCUGAACGCGUCGCGGGUGCGCGUGGUGGAUGUGGAACGCCUGGUCUGUCUGUUCCCCGUGGAGCUGCGCAACACCUCCCUGCUGGCGGCGGGGUCACUAGUGCUGGGGUGCCACCGGACAGGAGAGGGUGAUAAUCUAGCCCUGCAGACGUCCUACGUGUUCCUGGGCAUCGUGCUAGGCUUCGUGGGGCUCAUGUUCCUCUUUGUGCUCUACCUGAACCGCAAAGGCAUCAAAAAGCGUGUCUACGACAUGCGGGACGCCUGCAGAGAAGUGUGGGAGGGCUAUCACUACCGAUACGAGAUCGACUCCGACCCAAGGCUCUCCCAGGUCUCCACCACUGCAGACGUCUGAUCUGGACUCAGCUUGGACUCUUUUGAUCCUGAGCUCCUCUAAGCUCCUGGACUUGCUUUCAAUCUGGAGGAAAUCAGUGAAUAACUCUGUGUCUGUGUCUAAAUAUGAACGUAUUCUUGUUAAAGUAGGAUUAUUAUAGGCUUUUUCCACUCUAUGAAAGCAUGCACUGCCUUUUCUCAUGUUCAGGAGCCGUAACAGCAAGCGCACUGCGGCCUCACAGUGACCGGGCCCGCUGGUGGACUGUCCGUUUUAAAAUAACAGCAACACUUCACUGAAGGGCAGCAUUCAUAAGGCUGCAAUACACUUACAUUGUAACUGACAUAAACCUUUAUAGAUGUUUACAAAGGCUUAUUCCAGAGAGCGUUAGUCUAAAAUCACAUAAAAGCUGAAAUACUUGGGGGAAAUGUAAUGUUUUUUCUGGUUAAUAUUGCAAUUAUUUGCUAAAAAUGAAGGUCCAUUUUUCCAGAAAAGCAGCACAUGCGUUUGCUCAGGCUAGAGGGACUUUAUGGCUGCGUUCAUUUCUUCACUUAAAACUUAAAAUUGCAGUUCCAAUGUAAAAGUGAUUCAUCAUCAUCAUUGAUUAGAGCAGAGAAGUGAUGACUGACACUUGUUACAAUAAGCUUUUAGAAAUGUUUACGUAGCUUUAAGAGCGUUAUUAUGAAAGGUUAAUGUACACUGCCCUUCAGUAAAGCGUUAGGAGAUGCUUCCAGCUGUCCGUUACGUCCACAGUCUGAGUACAGAUAAGUGCCUUUGGUCAACCAGAGACAUGCUGACCAUCACGCCAUUCCAUCUAGAUCUGAGAGGCGUUUACAGCCUUUAAAGCACAUCUGGGCGAAUUUGUGAAAAUAUAACAUCACAAUACUUCAAAGAAAUUUUCACAAUAUAUCACUAUUUAUUUUCUCUGGCAUUUGAUCUUGUUGUUUUGGGAUAUAAUUUAUCACGAUAAAUAACUAUGUUGUCAUAUUGCCCAGCUCUACUUUAAAGGAAACAGAUUGUUCUCCAAACACACUGAUUUGGCCCUGAGAACCGUUCUAAUGCAUGCUGUCGCUGCAUGUUCCUCACAGAGCCGCUCGGCGCUCCGUCCCUCUGCCUGCAGGGAGCCUGCGAAGAAUGUGGCUGCCUUUCUCUCCGUGGCAUUCCAGCUGGAGGAUAACCUUCUCCACAGCUCUUCGCCAUUGUGCCGGAUAAACGGAGAGCGAGAGACAGAAAUGAAAAGGAGGAUCUUUCAGGGAAAAGGAGCCAGCUGUGGAAAUCUCUGCUCCUCUUCUGUUUCUCUGCUUUUUUUCCCUUCGGAAGAAUCUUUGCUUUGUUUUUAUUCCUCUCAUUUUUAUUGUCAGGAUGAUGAGAAGCAGCCCUGGAUGAGGGUUUGCUGAAGACGGCGGUCGGCCGCUGGCCCUUUGAAGGCCCAGCCUGACUCGGCUCCUCCAGAGCUCGGCAGCUUUUUCUGUUUAAGGGACUUUGUGGUGAUAAGAUACAGAUGAAUCCGGGGGGCCGCCUCGCUUAAGGGUCCCCUUCCCUUUUUCUGAGUACAGCAGAAAAAUGCAGCGGAGUGGACCCUCCAAACGUGUACCUGAUGUUCUAUAGAACCAGCAGCGUGGACAGAGAAUGUGCACAGUUUGAAAUGUCUUUUUAAAAUGGGAAUAAAGCUCUGAUUAAACCCUGAA